Morone saxatilis (striped sea-bass) is the source of this 1039-nucleotide messenger RNA. RefSeq names its product polymerase (RNA) III (DNA directed) polypeptide G (gene polr3g). NCBI's taxonomy places the organism in Eukaryota, Metazoa, Chordata, Actinopteri, Moronidae. Gene Ontology annotation, cellular component: RNA polymerase III complex. Bases 284 to 931 code for a protein of 215 amino acids. The record is from RefSeq and is a predicted model, not a curated record. Gene Ontology annotation, biological process: transcription by RNA polymerase III. The transcript has 8 exons.
ACAUUUACGCAUAGUGCUGAGUAGUGUGAGCUGAGGUUUGUGUUAGCAAAGCAGUACAAACUCUCCAUCAGGGCUUUUCCUGUUAAUAUUGCGAUUUCAAGAGUUCGUUUUCGUGCCGAACAACUAAAACGGAGUAGUUGAAUGUUAAUGACAAGUAAACUCGAAAAGUGAAAACAUGGAGUCUUAGCAACGGCUAAAUGCCGCUGAAUAGCCCUGUAUUACACAGACUUUUAGGAUUUUACGUCUCCACAUUAGUCCCAUAGUACAGAGGAGGCUUGCAGCCAUGGCAGGCAAGGGUCGUGGAGUAGCUGCCUUUACAUUCAACAUUGAGGCUCUGGGCAUCGGCAGGGGCAGCAUGCCAGAAGCCAGGGUGGGGCCCACUCCGCUGUUUCCAAACACAGACUUUAAGCCAGUGCCGCUGAAAGCUGGCGAGGAUGAGGACUACAUGCUGGCCUUAAAACAGGAGAUGAGGGGGACGAUGCAGCGGCUACCACACAACAUCAAGCCUCAGACCAAUAAAGCAGAAGUGGAGAAAUACACAGAGAGAUACCUGAAGCAAAGCCAGAUGGAUGAUGAGGAAUGGACUCCAGACUGGAACCUCUUCCCAAAAGAAUUGAUGCCCCAGAAGAAAAAACCUCAUGCCAAACCAGGCAUAAAGAAGAAACCCGUGAAGAUAUCACGAAAAGAAACAGAGGCUAUACUGAGCAAAUUAGAAGAACUGGCAAAGAAAGAUGAUGGGAACCCUGAAAAAUCAGAUGAUGAGACCGAAAAGAAAACAGGGAAUAAGGAUGAAGAGGAAGAAAUUGAAGCAGAAGAAUAUGAAGAAGAGGAUAUUGAAGAGGACAACGAUUACAUUGAAAGCUAUUUUGACAAUGGUGAAGACUUUGCUCCAGACAGUGAUGAAAAUAUGGAUGGCGAAGCAACAUACUGAGACAGUGUGACUCAUCCAAGCAAACAAUCACUAUGUGAUCGUGUCUGUUGGUUAUUAUUGGAGAUAAGCUGGAAAUAAUGUUUAGCAGAGUAAUGGUUGUUUGCGUUG